Molecule: messenger RNA, 4055 nt
Organism: Archocentrus centrarchus (flier cichlid)
Lineage: Eukaryota; Metazoa; Chordata; Actinopteri; Cichliformes; Cichlidae
Gene: dipk2ab
Product: divergent protein kinase domain 2Ab
Source: RefSeq, a predicted model, not a curated record
AAAGAGUCGAAACAGAACCCAUUGUGGUGUUGGAGAGGAGUGAGCAGCUGCCUGAGAGAACAAGAAAAGAAGCAAUACCGUGACCGCGGAGGGACUCACAACACGCGGACAGAUAUGGACGUUAAUUCACGGCACGGACGCUGUUAUCCUUUGUGAAAAGGACCCCGUCGUCCAGUCGGAAACGUCCGGUAUAUGAAGAGUUAAGACUCGACAGCUCAACUGUUUAUUUCAGCGGCUAGCAGGCUAGCUGGCUAGAUACCUAAGAGCUAGAAAUGGGAAGCCCGUUUGAGUCUGCUUGAUAGAGAGAGAUCUUCGUCGAGCUUUGAAGAAGCAGCUUUCGGCUGAGAUAUUAUCGGCAGUGCUUUAAAGUCCCCUUCGCCCGCCUCGUAAGUAGCCGCAACUUUGAAGAAUGAUAUCAGCUGAGCGCUAACCAUUUCACUACUACAAAGCCGGAGAGGGAAAAGUCACAGGACUGCUGGCCCAAGUUUGCGCACAAACCGAAGAGACAACAUGAUGCACUGGCCACUGCCAAAGUCUGGCACAGUGCAGCUGUGCCAACCUAGCCUCUGUCUGCCGCUUUAGACAUUUCCCCUUUUACACCAUGACGGAGAGGCAUUGAGGUUAGCUCCCUGACGAUCAUCUCAAUACCUCUCCUCCUCCCCUGUCCCUCCACACCCCACUCCUGACCCAUCCACAUCAUGCUGCGCUUCCUGCCUCUCAAACUUGGCCGCCUGUACCGCUGUCUAAAGCUCCUAUUGGUGGUGGGAUUGUUUGUCAUCUUGUUGAUGAACACCCACAACCUGUUCGCCUCCUUCCAGAAGAAUGAGCUCACGGACAGACGAUUCAUCAACCUCAACAAGUGUCCCGCCUGCUUUGGCACCAGCUGGUGCCGCAAGUUCAUGAACGGCCAGGUUUCCUUUGAGACCUGGGGUCGCCUGCGGUUUCUAGACGUUUUCAAUGUCAAGAAUGUUUACUUCGCACAGUACGGUGAGCCCAGGGAGGGCACUCGUCGUGUUGUGCUCAAACGGCUCGGUUCGAACCAGGAGCUGGCCGAGAUAGACCAGAAAAUCUGUAAGAGGGCAACAGGCAGGCCACGAUGUGACCUCAUCCAGGCAAUGUACAAGACUGAAUUUGCCAGGAUCAACGGGGAUGUUCGACUGCUCACUCCAGAUGUGGUGGAGGGCUGGUCAGACUUGGUGCACUGCCCCUCUCAGAGGCUGCUGGACCGUGUAGUCCGCAGGUACGCUGAAACCAAGGACUCUGGCAGCUUCCUGCUAAAAAACCUCAAGGACACAGAAAGAAUGCAGCUUCUCAUGACCUUGGCGUUUAACCCCGAGCCACUCGUAUUACAGAGCUUUCCGUCAGACGAAGGCUGGCCAUUCGCCAAGUACCUGGGAGCAUGUGGGCGCGUGGUAGCUGUCAACUACGUAGGCGAGGAUCUGUGGAGAUUCUACAAUGCGCCAUGGGAGAAGAGGGUAGACUUGGCACGCCAGCUGAUGGACAUCGCCGAGCAGCUCACCAACAAUGUUGAGUUUGCCCUCUACCUGCUCGAUGUCAGCUUUGACUUUGCGGUCGGCCCACGUGACGGAAAGGUCAUCAUUGUUGACGCCGAGAAUGUUCUUGUGGCCGACAAAAGGCUGAUCAAGCAAAACAAGCCAGAAAACUACGAUGUGUGGUACGAGAGCCGGUUUGAAGAGUGCGACAGGGAGGCCUGUCUGUCUUUCUCCAAGGACUCUCUUUGUUCCAGGGUCACUGUGGACCACAACUACUAUGCCAUAUGUCAAAACCUGCUGUCGCGGUAUGCUACAUGGCGGGGCACCACUGGAGGACUCCUCCACGACCCGCCUGCCCACAUAGCCAAAGAUGGACAACUCAAGGCUCUGUUGGACGAGUGCACCAAACCCAAAAAGCGCUACGGCCGCUUUCAGGCGGCAAAGGAACUGCGCGAAUACCUCACACAGCUAGCUGCCGCUUCCUCCUCUGCCAUGGCCAGGUAAUGAAUGGAGUCGGCGUUAGCCUGACGCAAUUAAAGACUGAAUUCUGUACUUUUUAUCUCUGGACUCUUGAGAUCCUGGUUCUUGUUCAUGAUGUCAUUCGUUCUCCUUUAUGCUCUGGAGCAGGAAGGUGUUAGCUCUUGCAUCAGGAAGGGUAAGAAUCAAACUUCAAAGCUGAUUUAUUCAAACUGUAGCUUUUACCUUACUUUGCUCCUGUGUAAAAGAGGAAUGUGGCACUAUAUAAUUCUGGUUAGAACCAGGAUGGAGAGGGAAUAGGGGUAAAUUCUCCCCUCCCAGGGUGGGCUGCCAUUUUUUUGGGGGUGGGAAGAUCAGAAAGGGCUCUGGUAAACGCAUCCUUCACUGGACACAGGCUUACGCAAACCAGAGCAUCCAAGCAGCAGCAACAUUGCAUAGCCCUGACCACAUCCAUCCUCCUGCCACUCCUCAGUCCAUCCGAACUGUUGUUUUGAUUGCAACGCUUAUUUCUCCUGUUUUUUUGUUUUGUUUUAAUCUGGUGUUCUUUUAAAGACUGAAUUUAAGUUUAGUUAUUUUUUUUCUUUGUUUUUGCUGUGCCCCCCCCCGGUAUCAUUGCUGCAGAGAAGAUGGAAGUAGCAUGAAUCUGCUAUCAGGCAGCAGGAAAGGCCAGACUACAGUAGGUUCCCGAGCAGAAACAGGAAGUUCUGUGUUUUAGGUUUCAUGCGAGACAAAAGGAAAAAAAAAAACCUUGAUGCCUGUAUAAUUUCCUGCUACUCCAAUCAAUCACUUGAUUUCCAGGUUAUAUAAAUGAGGCAAUCAUCCUGGAUUUUUUCUUCUUUAAUUUGUUUUGUUUCGGGUGAUUUUCCUUUUUAAUAGAGAAAUUGAGACAGCUGCUUAUAGGAAAAAGGUGGAAAUUGGACAUUGGUGGUCUCUUGAUGCAAAUUUGCCUAUACCAAAGAGGCUAUUUGUAAUAUUAAGAGUUCUGAGCAGUACAGAGAGUUAUAUUUUUGGUUCCCCACCAGAGCUGUCCAGAAAAACUUUAAUGUGUACACACAUCUUAUGUGAGCUGGCAGGCCUGCAUACUGAUUUCCCCUCUCCUAAGAACUGAAAUCCUGUCAGAUCUAAGGCAUAAAUUAGCCAUAUUAAAUGUCACAAACCCCCUCUGCUUUGUCACCCUCCCUCAGACUUGAUAAACGAUCAUUUGAUUUUUUUUAAUGUAUUUUUUUAAGACUACAAAACUUGAUAAAAGUGAAUAAAAUUCUGUUAAAAAAAUCUGUAAUUAUAUAUAAAUUCUUCUGCUUUCUGCUCUGUUCUCCCACUAAUGUUUAGUGCAGUAAGUUCCAUCAAGCCAAUGGUAUAAAAAGCAAUGAAGAUACCAGAUUACAUCCGUGCUCCAGAAGUGGCUUCUGACCUGCACUUUUCCAUUUUGAAUCCCAGAAUGUCUGCUGAAUAUUAAACACUCGGCACCACUUAGAGGUUGGGUUGAUUUUUACAGUCGGGGGACCAACAAAUUAAACAUAAUCACAAAUCUAGCUUCAAUUGGUAAUUCAUUGUGAGAGCUUACUUUAAAGAAUAAAACUGUCUCUGGCUCCAUAUGUUUUGUAUGUCAACUGUGUUGAUGUUGUGAAUCAGACGCCCAGUGGAGUGUUGUGUAGCACAGUCAACAGACAAAUAAUCAAAAGUGAGCCCCUCCACCUGCGGGAAAAGGAGAAAGCACAGCAGUUUUUAUUUUAUUUUUUGUUGUUUUGUUGGGUUUUUUUUUUUUUUUUUUUUUUUGGGCCUUCUCUGAGACUUGGAGAGCUGAUGUGACCCUUGCCAGUUUGGAAAAGCAAUAAAGACAAGUUUGGCUAAUGGAUUUUUGUUUCUGAACUCCCCUUUUCCUUUUAUUGUGUUGGAUAUAUUGUUUGCCCAGUCUGGAGGAUGGUCAACUCGGAAAGAUUUGUUCAUGCGUAACUAACUGUCCUCUUUUGUACUGUAAUAUUUUUUUUUUUUCUUUUGAGUAUUCUAUCAGCAUUGUCUGAUUUUUCCUGUGCCUUUCAUUCAAAAGUUGUAUUUACAACUUUUAGUGGGUUUAAAUAUUAAAAU